Molecule: messenger RNA, 1394 nt
Organism: Ipomoea triloba (trilobed morning glory)
Lineage: Eukaryota; Viridiplantae; Streptophyta; Magnoliopsida; Solanales; Convolvulaceae
Product: MADS-box protein SVP-like
Exons: 10
Coding region: 362-1135 (257 amino acids)
Biological process (GO): positive regulation of transcription by RNA polymerase II
Cellular component (GO): nucleus
Molecular function (GO): DNA-binding transcription factor activity, RNA polymerase II-specific; protein dimerization activity; RNA polymerase II cis-regulatory region sequence-specific DNA binding
Source: RefSeq, a predicted model, not a curated record
CGGAAUCUCUAAAAAUUGCAAAAGAUCCCCACCCAAACUUGAACCCUGAAAAAGUAAGCUAAAAAGGAAAGGAAGAAAGAAAAAGGCCAAAAAAGGAGAGAUGAGGUUUUCUUGUCCUCCAUUUUCUGCAGUUUCUUCUGCAUAGCUACCCCCCUCUCUCUCUCUAUCUCUCUCUUAUAGUCUCUACAUGAUUGCUUGCAAAGCGUUUGUGGAAAUGCAGAUCUUCUCAGCUCACCAAGAAGCAUCAUUCUAGCCCUUUUCUGCAAAUUUUUCUCACACAAUUAAGCUACCAUCUUCUUCAUCUGUCUGUACUUGAGAGGCGCUGUACGUACUAGGUAGCUUAGCUUAACAACAAACAACAAUGGUGAGACAAAAAAUCGAGAUCAAGAAGAUCGACAGCUUAUCGGCGAGGCAAGUGACCUUUGCCAAGAGAAGAAGAGGGCUUUUCAAGAAAGCCCAUGAGCUUUCCACGCUCUGCGAUGUCGAACUCGGCCUCAUCGUCUUCUCCGCCACGGGAAAACUCUCCGACUAUUCCAGCUCCAGUUUGCGGUUUGCGGCAUUUGUCUGGUCUUUGUUGUGUAGUUUGCGGUUUGCCCCUUUACGAAUUAUUGCACAAGGUAUGGUGCAAGUACUUGCAAGGCACAAUAUGCAUUCAGAGAAAAAUGAGAAUGAUCUUGAGCAUCAUCAUCAUCAUCCUCAGCCACCUCUCCAGCUUCAGCAAGAUAAUAGAUGUACCCAUGCCAUGCUUCUGAAGGAGUACAAGGAUAAGGACCGCCAUUUAAGGCAACUCAAAGGAGAAGAUCUGCAAGAGCUUGGCAUGGAGGAUCUGAUCAGACUGGAGAAACAGAUGGAGAGAGGGCUGAGCCGUGUCCAGAAAUCGAAGGAUGAUAUACGUUUGAAAGAGAUGAGUGCUCUCAAGAAAAAGGAAGCUACAUUGAAGGAUGAGAAUGCGCAAAUGAAGCAGUUUUUCGAUCAGAUGGGAUCUUCCAUGGCGACCCAAGGGGACAAACCAUCACCAGAUCAAGAAGGGCAAUAUGAUGAUUCAGUCACAAAAACUUGCAACUUAGCUCACAAUCACCUUCCUAAUUGCAACUCCGAUACAUUCCUCACAUUGGGCUUGCCUUUUCCUGAUUGAGCUAUGAAGGAAAGCAUGCAUGCACGCGGCGAUAUAUAUCAACGUCCACGGCAAUAAGUAGUUUGACAAUUUAUGAGGUAUUGGUCAUAGUGUACAAAUUUAGUCGUCGAUUAGAUGUCGGUGUAGUUUCAGUUCUAUUCUCCGAAGAUUAUAUGGUGGUUUUGAGUUCUUACAGUGUAUGAUAUCAAAAUUUCUAAUUGGAGUGACAAACCUUCAUUGCAUUAUUAUUUAUUAGCAAUAGAUAGCAUCUUUGCAGGCA